Molecule: messenger RNA, 897 nt
Organism: Aspergillus niger
Lineage: Eukaryota; Fungi; Ascomycota; Eurotiomycetes; Eurotiales; Aspergillaceae
Exons: 2
Coding region: 1-897 (298 amino acids)
Source: RefSeq, a predicted model, not a curated record
AUGACCUCGACCGUGAUCAGUGAUGCCUACACUAUUUUGGCUGGGUUACCAGCAUCCUACCAGCAGCGACCAUUUCCGUCCUGGAAACAAUUACGGAAUGAAGUAGAAGCCAUUUACACCCAGCUCGAGCAGAACAACUGGUCAGGAAACCAAUGGUUAGCUCUCACGGACAUGUCACAAGCCGCCGUCAACAAGUUAAAGGAGGACCAUGACUUACUAGCAGGCAUCUCGGUCCGAUUUAUGUGGAUCGGAACAACAGGGCUUAUCAAAGUAGCUGCAGGUGUUCCACACCAUUUCACUACAUCAGAAUUAUUCCGCUACAUUGACUGCCAGUGUUUGCAAAUGGGAGUGCCCCGCACACAAUACACUUGGGGGAAUGCAGUUACGUUGCCUGAUACGCUUUCCACACAGGGCAAGCAGCCUGAUUGCUGUCUUUUCCCUCCAACUCGCUUGCCUCUAGGUGGUCUCGAAGAAUGGCCGACACUUGUUAUAGAAACGGGUGUUUCGGAGUCCUUAGCAAAGCUUCGUCGAGAUGCUACAUGGUGGUUUCAGAAUUCCUCUGGUGAUACUAGGAUUGUACUUCUGCUCUCAAUUGACUCGGGAUCCAGGACACUGAGGAUUGAGAAGUGGCAGCUCGUCCCUUCUGGGAGAUCAGUCACUAGACUAUUUAUUGAGCAGUUACGUCAACAGCAUAGUCUGAUUCCGCCUCUUGCUCAACAGCCGGCAAGCAUGCAAACUGCCUUCUGUGUUCAGGAGGUAGUCAUUACACCUGAGGCAGUUAUGGGGCAGCCUCUUGUCAUUCCAUUCAGGGCUUUGCUUGAUCGACAGCCCACUGGAGACGAGCGAGAUAUAGUUAUUGAUAAUGAGGGUUUUCGCGAGAUUUCGCGUUUUAUCUAG